Messenger RNA from Acytostelium subglobosum LB1, 366 nucleotides. RefSeq lists its product as hypothetical. The record is from RefSeq and is a predicted model, not a curated record. The transcript has a single exon. Lineage: Eukaryota; Evosea; Eumycetozoa; Acytosteliales; Acytosteliaceae. The coding region runs from base 1 to 366 and encodes 121 amino acids.
AUGAACGUCAGCAGCCAUGAGGAGUGGCUCACCUCAACCAAUGACACAUGUGGAUGGUCGCCAAUGGACCCAUGUCAUUCUAUAGAAAGUGCACUCAUCAGUUUCAAGGUCACCCAUCCCCUGACAAAGGACUGUAUGAUCACACUCUUAAUGGCUCCAUCAGACACUCCCUACAAUAUCACAGAGGGUCUGGAUAUCUGCGGACUAAAUGUCACGAUCGACGUGCUACCAGACUCUGCUGGCAAUGUCACCAUUGUGGGAGGUGUCUUAUUCUUCAGUGAUUGUGACCUUCCUCUCACUCUCAACAUCUACAACGUGAAGAUACCCCUGCACGCCAUCUUCUCGGGUAUCUCCUCCACAUCCUGA